Messenger RNA from Sphaeramia orbicularis (orbiculate cardinalfish), 2316 nucleotides. RefSeq names its product arf-GAP with GTPase, ANK repeat and PH domain-containing protein 3-like. The record is from RefSeq and is a predicted model, not a curated record. The coding region runs from base 505 to 909 and encodes 134 amino acids. Lineage: Eukaryota; Metazoa; Chordata; Actinopteri; Kurtiformes; Apogonidae. The transcript has 2 exons.
CAGCAUGCGGAGGAGGGCGCUGGGCAGGGACCACUUGGACCAAAGAAGACUAAACGCUAUUUCAUUUCAGCGCAGAAACAACGCAUUGGCGGCAGCGGACCGGGGCUGAAGCCGAGCCCAUUGUCUCCUUCAAACACAGCAAGUCCAGGAAAACGGCGCAGACCCAAACAGCGGUGUAGCCCAGUAAAGGAGGGUCCGAGUGGUAGGCAUUGCGGGUUUGUAAGCCACAGAAAAAAAAAACCAAAAAAAUAAAACGGCCGUGGACAGAUCUGGCCAAUAACGGAAAAUGAAUCACAGUCAAGUUUUAAUAAUAUGAACAAGAGCCGCGUUUUGUUGCAUUUGGCGUCCAACUAUUGAUGCGUCUGCGCCGAUCGUUUUCCAAACCAGCAAAUCGCGCGGACUUCUUUUGUUCGCAUCGCUUCAACCCCAGUUUCUAGUCCAGACAUUAGUGUUGUCGUUGUACAAAAAAAAAAAAAGAGUUACUCGCUCAAAAAAAAAAAAAAAAUGAAUUUCCAGUCGAGCGUCCCAGUGUCCGGUAUCUCGCAGCAGUCUCAGCCGGCCAUGCCCACUCCAGGCACGGUCCCUGCGCCCGUCCCCGUCCCGGUACCCCAAUCCAUCCCGUCCCAGUUCGGAUCCGGAUCGUCUGCGAGCUCAGGGGCCGGUCAGUUCGGUUCGGGGACUGUUUCGGGACAGGCUGCUCAGUCCGGCUCAGCGGGUUCGCAGUUUGUUUUGUCCAACUCAGCGGCCAUCAGGGCAGAGAUCCACCGGUUCGAGUCGGUCCACCCCAACAUUUACGCCAUCUACGACCUGAUCGAACGCAUUGACGACCUGGCCCUGCAGAACCAGAUCCGAGAGCAUGUAAUCUCCAUUGAAGGUAAGCCUCAUAAAAACAGAAAAAUGAUCUAUUAGGACCGAAUAACAACCACUAAUGAGCACUGACCAUAUUAUCUGAUAUCGGGUUGUGCAUAUAUUAGCUGUUUGUCAGAUGAGUCAAGUUUCUAGAUAUACACUUUAUAUAAUUAGGGGGUUUCCUGCCAUAUGGACUGUCUGUUCUGUGGCUCAUCUAGUGGUCACGACUUCAUGACCUCGUACCUUCUGCAGGUCGACAUGACAUCUGUUAAAUUGCAUUAAUACCAGCGUGUCCGUAAAUCUAUGCUAAGUAGGUAGGGAGCUGACAUUGUGCGUGACAGAAAUUAAUCCAGGGUCACAAUAAUUUGACAUGCAAAAAGUGCAAAAGGGUUUGUUUUUCAUGAGCCAAAAUUCCCAGAAUGAGGGCAUGACAGCCUCUCUUUGGUUUCAUAAAUGAACAGAUUUCCAUUCUUGUUAUUUCUGACAUAUGCCCUGUGAAGGAACAGGAGCCUAUAGCCCAGGGCAGGCUACAAACAGGGCAAUGAUAAUGUGUUAAGAGGUCUGAACACUAAUAGGGUUUCUGAAUCACGUGGAAUCUUCUGCAGCAUUGGGGAUUGCUCAUAGUCGUAACCUCCAGAGAGUCUCCCAGAUGGGGAUGCCAUUUCAGCUGGCCUACUUCCCUGCCACUCGUAACACGUAGCAAUUUGUCCAAUCCGUCUGUGCCUCUUCUCUUGCUAAGCCACCCAUGUAAUUAUUGCAUACAUGUUAGCAUCGCUCCUUAUGCAGAAUUUCCAUGUGAUUGGGACAUAUAAGCGACUUGAGCAAACUCUGGUCACAUCCUGGCACGGUGCAAGUGUUUUUCUCUAGAAGAGGAGAGUCAUGAUGAAGCUGGCGGUGACGUCGGUAUCUGCUAAAAUAAUGUGUGAACAGCAACGUAGGAGUGGAACACAACAUAUACACAGACCCCACAUGUAUCACAAAAGUGCUAAAGGCAGAACAUAGAAUUCCUUUUUUCCUUUUUUCUUUUUCUGUGGUGUGCUGUGUGACCACAUGUUGUGAGCUGAGAGUAUGAUGGAGGACGCACAGUGGCCCACACUAUUGUAGGUUGGCUUGGUCCCCUGCUGUGGAGGGUGCAAUUGAAAUGAAUAUCAUCACGACUUGCCGUGCUGUACUGACUGAGCCAGUGAAAAUGAAGUCAGCAGUGCUGUACCUACUCCAAACUUGAAAGACAACCCUCUGUUUUCAUGCAACGUGCCCUGAUUUGACUUAGGAGUGAUUCAGCCAUGUGUCACCCCCAACACACUCCUCAUCACAAAGACCAACUACGGCUCUUUGUCUGCAUCCUAAGUACUAACAUUUGACUUACUCAAGACAUUUUUAGUAGACAGCAGUUCAGAAAACAAGAGCUAAUCCAUGAGUGUGAUGUUGUUAACAGACUUAUUUACAAUUUUAACACCAGGCUCUAAU